AGCAACUGGUGCUUAAGACGCAUUUGCAUCGACAACAGCAAACAACGAGUAAUAUCGCGGUUUCUCGAGGAUUAACGCGCGUUUAAACGCGUCUUUCGGACGUUUCCAGUGGAACUGAGCAAUAUUAUAGAAGUUUUCGUGAGGAGGAAGACUUCUGAGGGACAGAGUGGUUUUGGUGUUUUCUGUGAUACAUAGUUGGCAUGUUGGAUUGUGUGUGCAUGCUGUCUGCUGUAUAACGUCGUCAUAUUCAUCCCACCUGCAUGCUACUUCUGUGUGUCCACCAUUAAUGCCAUCAUGGGCGAAAACUGUGAUAACCCCCCGAUUCUCUCCUCCAAGAAGCGCUGCAGCUGCAAGCGUGAUUCCAGCUCCGAUCCGUGGCGGGAUGUGGAGCGUCUCCGCGCGGCGUUAGAGGUGGAGCGCAGCCGCAACCAUCAGGCCCACCGGCGCUUCUCUCUGGAGUUGCGGAGGCAACGGGAGGAGGCGCGCGAGGAGCGGGAGCGAGCGCUGAGGGAGCUGACCUACCGACACGAGCAGCAGAAGACGCUGGAGCUGCUGAGGCAGCGGGAAGCUCUGGGCCGGGAGCGUGCGGCAGAGGUUCGGCAUCUGUUACGCUGGCGGAGUCAGGAGUUGAAACGUACAGAGAACUUGACGCUCAGGCAGACCCAAGAAGUGCAUUGUCAGCUAGCGGAUGAGAUCGCUGGUAGAUCGGCAUUUCAAGGUCUCAAACUUGGAUGUAAGGGCAACGGGGCGACGUAUCGCAAACUCGAGGAACUCUUAAAGACUCUGCUUGCUCAGUCAGAUGGACGGCAGGUCGCUGUCCUUCAACGUCUCCAGCAGGAAGUGGAAUUAGAGAAGAGCUACUUCCUGUGCCACCUACUGGAAGCCCAUAGCGGGACGUCCCGCGUCUUGAAACGAUCCAGACCGAGGUCGAAGAGUUGCGUGCAUCUCCUCCCGCAAGGCCAAAACCACCCAGAAUCCUGUAAGGAAGGAAAACUCGCUCUAUUCCGGUCUCGUUCGCUAUCUCAGACGUCCCGAAGUGAUUCUCCUCAACCUAUGAAGAAGAAAAAGAAGCAGGAUUGCGAAACAUCUCCUCUCAGCUCAUCUCCAACUGAGGAUGGAGAUCUUCUAGAGGAUUUACCUGAGCCGUGUUCAUCUGAUGAGGGAUUGGAGAAGUGCUCACCAUCCAGAUGUUCAGAGGACAAUAUGGAUGAUCUGGUCUAG
This is a messenger RNA of Sinocyclocheilus grahami, 1221 nucleotides long. RefSeq names its product RIMS-binding protein 3A. The transcript has 4 exons. The coding region runs from base 295 to 1221 and encodes 308 amino acids. The record is from RefSeq and is a predicted model, not a curated record. NCBI's taxonomy places the organism in Eukaryota, Metazoa, Chordata, Actinopteri, Cypriniformes, Cyprinidae.